Chrysochloris asiatica (Cape golden mole) is the source of this 1653-nucleotide messenger RNA. RefSeq names its product tryptophan hydroxylase 2 (gene TPH2). Gene Ontology annotation, biological process: aromatic amino acid metabolic process; serotonin biosynthetic process. The record is from RefSeq and is a predicted model, not a curated record. Lineage: Eukaryota; Metazoa; Chordata; Mammalia; Afrosoricida; Chrysochloridae. The transcript is spliced from 11 exons. Gene Ontology annotation, cellular component: neuron projection. Gene Ontology annotation, molecular function: iron ion binding; tryptophan 5-monooxygenase activity. The coding region runs from base 81 to 1550 and encodes 489 amino acids.
UCCUCUUUCAAGCUCCACCAACACUGCUACUACCCCUCUAGUCCCCCCUGCUGCAGAGAAAGAAAAUUACACCGGGAUCAAUGCAGCCGGCAAUGAUGAUGUUUUCCAGUAAAUACUGGGCAAGGAGAGGGUUUUCCCUGGAUUCAGCGGUGCCUGAAGAGUUACUUGGCAGCGUAACACUAAACAAAACUGGCUCUGGCAAAAAUGAUGACAAGAAAAGUAGUAAGGGGAACAGCAAAAGUGAAGCCGCUACUGAAAGUGGCAAGACGGCCGUCGUAUUCUCUUUGAAAAACGAAGUUGGUGGAUUGGUAAAAGCUCUGAGACUCUUUCAGGAGAAACAUGUCAACAUGGUUCAUAUCGAAUCCAGGAAAUCCCGGCGAAGAAGUUCUGAGGUUGAAAUCUUCGUGGACUGUGAGUGCGGUAAAACAGAAUUCAAUGAGCUCAUCCAGUCGCUGAAAUUUCAAACCACAAUUGUGACACUGAACCCGCCAGAGAACAUUUGGACAGAAGAAGAAGAGCUAGAGGAUGUGCCAUGGUUCCCCCGGAAGAUCUCUGAGUUAGACAAAUGCUCUCACAGAGUUCUCAUGUAUGGUUCUGAACUUGAUGCCGAUCACCCAGGAUUUAAGGACAAUGUCUAUCGACAGAGAAGGAAGUAUUUUGUGGAUGUGGCCAUGGGCUAUAAAUAUGGUCAGCCCAUUCCUAGGGUGGAGUACACGGAAGAAGAGACUAAAACUUGGGGUGUUGUGUUUCGUGAGCUCUCCAAACUCUAUCCCACUCAUGCUUGCCGGGAGUAUUUGAAAAACUUCCCUCUGCUGACUAAAUACUGUGGCUACAGGGAGGACAACGUGCCCCAACUUGAAGAUGUCUCCGUGUUUCUGAAAGAAAGGUCUGGCUUCACAGUGAGGCCAGUGGCUGGAUACCUGAGUCCACGAGACUUUCUGGCAGGACUGGCCUACAGAGUGUUCCACUGUACUCAGUACAUCCGACAUGGCUCAGACCCUCUCUACACCCCAGAACCAGACACAUGUCAUGAACUCCUAGGUCACGUCCCAUUACUUGCAGAUCCUAAGUUUGCUCAGUUUUCACAAGAAAUAGGCCUGGCAUCUCUGGGAGCUUCUGAUGAUGAUGUUCAGAAACUUGCCACGUGCUAUUUCUUCACGAUUGAGUUUGGCCUUUGCAAACAAGAAGGACAGUUGCGGGCCUAUGGAGCAGGACUACUUUCCUCCAUUGGAGAAUUAAAGCAUGCUCUUUCUGACAAGGCGUGUGUGAAAGCCUUUGACCCAAAGACAACCUGCUUACAGGAAUGCCUUAUCACUACAUUCCAGGAAGCCUACUUCGUUUCAGAAAGUUUUGAAGAAGCCAAAGAAAAGAUGAGGGACUUCGCAAAGUCAAUUACCCGUCCCUUCUCCGUAUACUUCAAUCCCUACACACAGAGUAUUGAAAUUCUGAAAGACACCAGAAGUAUUGAAAACGUGGUUCAGGAUCUCCGCAGUGAUUUGAACACAGUGUGUGAUGCCUUAAACAAAAUGAACCACUACCUGGGGAUCUGAUGCCUGGGACCAGUGUUGAUGCCAGCAUGUUCUUUUUGGGGCUUAGCAGCAAUUCAGUCAAUGUCAUAUAAAACACCAGUAACUUUCUGUAUCAUGGCUAGGC